AUGGCUCUCGUGGGGCAAGUAGGAGAAUAUAUCGACGGAAAAGAAGAUAUUGGCAGUUAUAUAGAACGAGUGGAAUUGUAUUUUGCGGCGAAUUACGUCGAAGCGGAUUACGAAGUUGCUACGUUUCUAGCGUUAACUGGGGCAGGAUGCGUGCGAAGGAAUUUGUUAGCCCCUGAACGUCCGAAAGAUAAGUCCUUCGAUGAGUUGAAAGAGCUUUUGGUUUCACAUUACUCGCCUAAACCUAUUUUGAUCGCAGAACGUUAUAAAUUUCAUCGUCGGAACCAGCAUGAGAGUGAAACGGUCGCACAGCUUGUAGUUGAGUUGAAGCGACUGGCGUUGAAGUUGGAACCUUUUUGGAAGAAGCGUUACGGGACCGUCUCGUUUGUGGAUUGAAAAGCGUGCAAAUUCAGAAAAAGCUGUUGGCAGAGAGAGACUUGACUCUUAAGAAAGCGUUUGAAACAGCACAAUCCAUGGAGUUAGCCAACAAAGAAGAUUUUCGAGACACCAGUGUACCAGUGGACGAUACCGUCAAUAAGGUCGGCAGGUAUGCCAGUUCAGGGCAUUCGACUGGAGACGCCGUGAGUUGUUUUCCUUGUGGUGGUAAGCAUUCUCCAUCAUGAUGCUAGGCCAGGUCGGUACAAUGUUACAAGUGUCACAAUAAGGGUGACCUUGCUAAGAUGUGCGAUAAGAAAGGGAAGAUACAAUCCAUGCGUUAUUUGGAGGUUGAUUCACCUAUGAGUACUACCGAAGAGCAGUCUGGACUGGGAUUGUACACUCUCAAGUCUAAAGGACAAGGUGGAUCUGGGUUUCAAGUUCAAUUAUUGUUAGAGGGUAAGCCAGUCAGCAUGGAAGUUGACACGGGAUCAGCGGUGUCCAUUGUCUCUAAGGUGGAGUAUAAGAAGUGGUUUAAGCAUCUCAAGUUGCAGCCAGCGUAG
Porites evermanni is the source of this 935-nucleotide messenger RNA. The record is from the annotation of a GenBank genome assembly. NCBI's taxonomy places the organism in Eukaryota, Metazoa, Cnidaria, Anthozoa, Scleractinia, Poritidae.